Messenger RNA from Magnolia sinica, 6771 nucleotides. Its product is annotated as probable disease resistance protein RF45. Gene Ontology annotation, molecular function: ADP binding. The transcript is spliced from 8 exons. Bases 53 to 2818 code for a protein of 921 amino acids. NCBI's taxonomy places the organism in Eukaryota, Viridiplantae, Streptophyta, Magnoliopsida, Magnoliales, Magnoliaceae. Gene Ontology annotation, biological process: defense response to other organism. The record is from RefSeq and is a predicted model, not a curated record.
AACUGAAUUUCUUUGUUGCGAGAGAAAAGAAGAAAAAAAAAAGUGAGGAAAGAUGGUCGCUGUUGAGGCUGUUGUUUUGCAACUUCUCAUAAAACUCGCUGAUCCCCUCAUUAAGGAAGUCAUUUCCUUAUAUGAGGUUGACGACAAAGUCGAAUUGAUUGUCACACAAUUUACGCAGAUGCAAUGCUUCUUGAAAGACGCAGACGCCAAACAAGAAGGAGAUGAAAGAGUGAAGAACUGGGUGCUGGACGUGACAGAUGCUGCAUACGUUGCUGAGGACCUCAUCGACACCUUUAUCUUAAAGGUAGAACCCUUGAAGCGAACAGGAUUUGUGGGCCGCAUUACAAGGUACGCUUUCAUCUUCAGUGAGUUGAUAGCUCGCUAUAAGUUGAGAUCGGAGUUCGAACGGAUAAACAAUAAGAUCCGUGUUAUUUCCGAAAGUAGGUCGACUUUUGGAAUUCAAAAUACAGGCCAGGAAGCAGGGACAAUCUCCGCUGGUCCAAGCCUCCAAGAAUGGAGGCUCACUUCUCCUCUUGAUCAAGAACCAGAUUUUAUUGGUUUUGAGAAAGAUUUGGAGAUAUUGGUGGACCGACUGACCAAGGGGGAGUUACGCCGUUGUGUUGUUUCUGUAGUUGGAAUGGGUGGUCUCGGUAAGACCACUCUCACCAAGAAAGUUUAUAACGACACUCGUGUUAAAGCACGUUUUCAUGACUUUUGCGCAUGGAUUUGUCUAUCGCAAGAGUAUGAUGUGAAAGAUGUUCUUAAGAAGAUCAUAGAUCGCUACAUGGUGCUCUCAGAAGAGGAGUCCAAGAAAGUGGAGAAAAUGGACGUCUUUGAGCUGAGGCAUAAAAUUUCAGAAUAUUUGAAAGGGAAGAGAUACCUGGUGGUAGUAGAUGAUAUCUGGACGAGCAGAGCAUGGGAUGAUAUCAAGGGUGCUUUCCCCCUAAAUGAUACUCUCCCUGCUGUGGAAAAUGGAAGUAGGGUCAUGAUCACCACACGCAUCAAAGUUGUAGCUUUACAUGCAGAUGCACAAAGCCUGCCGUAUGAGUUGCUAACUUUAGGAAAAGAUGAGAGUUGGAAUUUGUUUUGCAGGAAAGCAUUCCCAGGACAUGGUAACAUUUGCCCUGACAAAUUGAAGCAGUUGGGAGAAAAGAUUGUGGAAAAGUGCUGUGGUCUACCUCUUGUGAUUGUAGUCAUCGGAGGGCUCUUAUCAACGAAAAAAGAAGAAUGGGAGUGGCAGAAUGUAAGUGAGAGUAUUACCUGGCAAAUUAACCAAGGACAAGAAGAAAUCUCUGAAAUAUUAUCUUUGAGUUUUAGAGAUCUGCCCUAUCACUUGAAACCAUGUUUUCUCUACUUGGGAAUUUUUCCGGAAGACUAUGAGUUCCGUGCUAAGAAACUGAUUCAAUUGUGGGCCGCAGAAGGGUUUCUGCAACAGAGAGGGAAUCAAACAGUAGAGAAGGUGGGAGAAGAUUUUCUAAAUGAGUUGAUUCAACGAAGCAUAAUUCAACUUGCUAAAAGAAGUUCAAACGGGGGUAUUAAAAGUUGCCGAAUUCACGAUCUUCUGCGAGAUCUCUCCAUAUCAAAAGCCAAGGAAGGUAUGUUUCUCCAAGUUCACCAUGGGAAUUCAAACGCUCCAGCAUCUAGAGCCCGCCGACUUGUAAUUCACUCUAAUGCCUUAAGUGAGUGCACUUCCCUAAAUUCUUCUAGUUCACGCUGUCGAUCUGUGUUAAUAUAUCAUCAAGGUAAUGAUAUGCUCGAAAGUACACAAGAGAAGCUUCUCUACGAAGGCUAUAAUUUGCUUAGGGUGUUAGAUCUCCACAAUGUCGACAUAAAAGAGCUAUCGAGUGAGAUAGGUGCACUGAUUCACUUGAAAUACCUCCGAUGUACCAGGACUUGUUUAAAAAGGCUCCCAUCAUCGAUAGGCAAUCUUCACAAUUUACAAACACUAGUUGUAACAUCUAUGUUUGAAGUCAACAUACCCAGCGAAAUAGAGAAAAUGGAACAGUUAAGACAUUUCCAAGUUAUGUACCCAAUUCAAAGCCGUUAUUACCGUGGUCGGGGUGUUAUACAAGGUCGUCCACGGCUCAACCAGAUGAGUAACCUCCAUACUCUAACAUGGGUAAAGGUUGGCGAAUGGAUGCACGGUUGCCUGGAAAGUCUUACGCAUCUUAGAAAAUUAGGAAUAUGUUUAGAUUAUGGAAUGUUUGACGUGUAUGGUGCGGUAUUGUUCGAAUCCAUUCUCAAAUUGAAAUGCCUCCAGUCUCUUUUGGUAACGACAGAUCUAGGUUACCUAGAAUUUCCAAAUUCGUCGGUGCGCCCUCUUUCAUCCCUUCCCUCGUUACGUAAGUUGGUUUUGGAAGGAGAGUUAGCAAACUUACCCGAGCCUAGUGAAUUCCUAACAAACGUCACCAAGCUUACCUUGAAACGGUCCAAUUUAAAGCAAGAUCCACUGGCGACGUUGGAGAAGCUGGAAAACCUUCGUAUUCUCAGAUUGCUGUAUCAUUCGUACUCGGGAGUGACGAUGGCUUGUACUUCAAAAGGGUUUCCUCGACUCGAAUCCUUACAUCUUGAAGAGUUAGGCAACUUAUAUUCGUGGACAGUGGAGGAAGGAGCUCUGCCAACUCUUACACAUCUACAGAUCAAUUCGUGCCAUCGGUUGAGGAUGCUUCCAGAGGGACUGCAACACGUGACUACCCUCAAGAAAUUGGAGUUGCUGAACAUGCCCUAUGCAUUCAAUCGAAGGCUUCGAAAAGACGAGGGAGAGGAUUGGAAUAUAAUUUGUCACAUACCCUCCAUUGACAUAAUCGAACGAAAUUGAUAAGGUGACAUUGGAUUCGGUCCUCUGAUCUUGAACUCCUUGGAGGUCUAAAUUGAUUGCAUUGUGGAAUAUGCAUACAUUAUUCAAAGAAAGGUAUGAGAAGACGAGGGAAAGGUUUGACAUGCGAUUUAUCACCUACUCUCCAUCAAUAUAUGCUAUAGGGUGACAUUCAAAGCAAUCUCACUUUAUCUCCUUGCAAGCUAAAUUGUUAAGGGAAUUAAAGGAGUGGAGAGUGGAGGAAGGGGCUAUGCCGAGUCUUUUACUUUUACGGAUCUAUUACUGCUGUCUAUUGAACAUGCUUCCAGAAGGACUGCAGUACGUGACUACCCUAAAAAAACUGGAGCCAUGGGGCAUGGUUUCAGACUUCAAGGAAAGGCUCCAAGAAAACGAGGGAGAGGACUGGCAUAAGAUUCGAAACAUACCCUCCAUCGACAUAACCUAUCAAAGCAUUUGCACUUCCUCUCCUUGCUAGAGCUACAUUGAAAUCUGCACGCCAAUUGUUUGAAGAAAUGCUUCAGCCAAGUCUUUUUUUGGAUGAAACCAUGCUAUCAGUGCUCAGCUUGGACGCACACAGGUCAUUGUAUGGUUGUGAGAGAAACCAUUGCAUUAUCCAUCUAGUUGACAUUUCUUUGGUGGACCAUUUUGUAAAUUAACAUUGAAUUGAUAACUUUAAUUGUUUGAACAAUGAUUUUUUUUCUUGUUAAAUGUAGACUGUAGAUUUUUUUUUUUUGUUUGAAGGCCAUUGAUGAGAUGGUCAGCAUUAUCUUACCAAUUUAAUUUUUGAACAAUGGUCAUUCAUAAGGGCCUGCCAAAGGAUUGUUUGGAUCAUCCAAAGAUGCAAGCUUGUGGGGCUUAUCCAUCAAAUCAAUAGUCUGGAUUACCACAUGCCCUGCUUAUGCGAGCAACCUAAGACAAUUUUCAUGUUCCAAUGCAUUAUGGCCCAUUACUUUGUUCUGCACAAUAUGAGUUGUUUUAGCAUAAAUAAUAGCACAUCAUUUUUAAGUUUUAAUCAAAGAUUUUUGAUAUAUAAGCUUUUGCUUUUAUAGGAGAAGCUACUUGGCAUGCGGGAGGCGAUUGGACGUGACAUAGAGAACGGUCGUGAAGGAAAAUUUAUUUCCCUUUUAUGGUUUCUCUGCUGGCUUCCUUUUUUCUUUUUUCUUUUUUCUAUUGCUUCCUCAUGUAUGAAUGGUGUGAGAUAUUUGGAUGAUGUUUUCAAACUGUAUCAAGACGGGGUGUGUGUUUUAUUUUUAUUUGUUUGGUUUGGCAACUAAUCCUGAAUACUUCAAUAUAAUAAGUUAUUUCUCUAAUGCCUGAGAUGUAAUUUUGUCAAUAUUUGGAUGUAAUAUCCUUUUUCAAGGCAGUACUAGUUAUUCAGAGUGUAGGCUCAGGAGGAGGUCCACAAUGCUUCACCGAGGAGUUUACAUGGGUGCAUGAUAAAACUGCUAUACUAAUCUUCAAUACUUCAAUGCUUGGGAGGAGGUCUACAAUGCUUCAUCGGGGAGUUUAUAUGGGUGCAUGAUCAAAGAUGUUCAUGGCCACAAUCUAGCUUUCCCAAUGCAAAACUCAGGUCAGUUUGACUCCAAUCAUCUGAUAGGCCAUACAUGUAGAUUAAAUGUUGACAGUCCAUUUGUUUAGCAUACGUUUGGCGCACGUAGUUUACGACCAACCUGAUUCUUGGCCCUAGGAAUAAGUUUCAAGUUAGGUUUGCUAAGCCCAUACGUGGGUGGAGCCUUGCGCAACAACAUGCAGCUGUAUGUGCCAAUAUAGCAUAACAUGCAAGAAUUGAGCUUUCCAUUAAGUGGGCCAUGUUGAUUAAAACUUUUUGCCUGAAAGCGAAGUUGUUUCACACCUCAGGUGGACCUGUUUUCAAAACAAAUGGCUGUCUAAAAAAAUCUGCAUUAUCCAAUUGUGCUGCAUCGAGGAGUAGAACAACCUGUUUUUUGCACAAUAAAUCUAAUCAAUGUUACCCUCCUAAUGAAGAGCUUGUCGAAAACAGUUUUUGCAUACAUCCAUUUGUUUUGUAGACAGGUUCAACUAAGGUAUGAAACAACUUGACUUUUAGGCUAGAAAUUCUAAAUAAUGUUGUCCACUUGAUGGAAAAGCUCGUCUCUCACUCUUAUGCUAUAUCGGCACAUGUGGCCCAGCAGGCCUCCGCAUGUGAGUGGGAGUAGCAAACCUCUGUUUUAGGUCUACUUCAUAUGGCAUUAGUUUGUUUUGGUCCCGCUAUAGAUUGUUGUCUUUACAGUAUAGAAAACUGACUAAGGAGCCAAUGCAUUUGAAUUUGUUUGAAGUUGGUCGGCCCAUCCUUUGAAACCAAUAUUGGAUUCAAAUAUUAAUUUCAUAUCCCAAGCUUCUUUUUUUUUUUUUCAAAAAAUGGGGACUAGCCCCCUGUAUCUUUGUUAAUUUGAAACAAGCAUGUACAGACUGGACUUUCGGGUGGGCUCCACAAUAACAUUGGGCCUCACCUAUCAUUUCGCCUAAUUGGCAAAUGGAAAAUAGGAGAAAAAAGAAUAGAAGAAACUGGAGGAGAGGGAACUGCUUCAGGCGUCGAGACGGAGGAACAUCUAAAUUUCGCUGAAGUCAGGGACCCACAACUGCCCCACAUAAGCGUCAAUUGGAGAAAUUCAGACAACUGGUUGGCCCUGCUGCAUAGCUGACAGCCACAUGCCUACAUGCCACUGGCUGCAAAGCAUUAUCCCACCUCAAUCUUCAGCCUGAACCAAACUGCCAUCAACCAUCAGCCUUGCAGCACACACCCAGUCAAGCAUCAGUCCUGCUAGAAUACUGUUAUAGCCAGUCAUCCACAGCAAUGGCGUCUCAGACAGACAGUCCUGCAGUCCCACUGGGAUAGGCCUGAAAACAGGGUCAUUAUAAUAGUAGCCGGACAUUGAUUGACAGAUUAGGAGCUUUAUUCAUACAGAUGUUUGGAGCAUCUUCCAUCUGUAGUACAGCCUAUCAAAAAUUAAUCUGGAUCUCCCAACUACACCCCGGCCACUUGCACUGAAUGCUGGCAGAAGGAUACUUCAACCAAACAGAUAAGAACUUAUACUUCCUCCUAUUUUAUCAUUGACUAGUUUCUAUAUAUGUCAACAAUCAAGGCUUCUCAUCAGGUACAGCCUGGUGUAUAACUACCCAGGCACAAAGAACAGGCUACUCUGAUAAUGUGAUGGACCAUCCAUGCACAUGUAAUGUGGGCCGUCAAUUUCUUCUGUCUACCUCUAGGCCAACUGAUUUGUUGUCGCGGCCCGUUUCGUGGACCAUCCAUGCACAUAAUUGGAAUUUUGGAGCAUCUUCCAUCCAAGAGAGGGCCUAUCAGACCAAUAUUUUGGAUCUUCCAACCGCAGCCCCAGCUGUACAGACUGUUUUAUUCUUAAUGCUCUUUAUUUCACAUGAUAGACUGUGACAACACCCCCAUGUGAAGCAUCUCAACAGAUAAGGAAGAUGGUGGCAUGGGAAUUGAUUACCUUUUCGGUGGUUUCUUUCCUCACUUCCUCUUGUAAUGAAGGGCGGCUCAAGAGAAAUACAGUCUGGUCAGGUGAUUGUAGGAAGAAUUAAGGAUAAUCUUAUCCUCUCAGUGAUGAACUUACAAAGCUUUCAAAGGCCUUUAACUGGCAUCUCCAUGCAGCACAUGGAGUGAGAUUUUGUGGUCCAAGCCAAUGUCUCUUGGAAAUGUUCCUAGACGGUCUGAUCAAGAGGCUGGCCACUGGCUCUUCAAAUUCGACAGUGAUUGGUGCAUGAGGAUUUGAAUGACAUUCGUAAUUGUAGCAUGAGGAUGUAUUUGUGUUUGCUUUCCAAACAAUCCUUUGACAUGUUACAUUGUGCCAUUGUAGGAUAUGAUAUAUUCAUUAGUUUUCACAAGUGUUUUGUGUAAUGUUUGAUUUCUAAUAGUGAAUGCAUGUUUUCACACAAAAUAUUCUUACUGAGAAUUGAAAUAGAAGCAAAUUUUAUUUUUA